Molecule: messenger RNA, 1398 nt
Organism: Suillus discolor
Lineage: Eukaryota; Fungi; Basidiomycota; Agaricomycetes; Boletales; Suillaceae
Product: P-loop containing nucleoside triphosphate hydrolase protein
Exons: 5
Coding region: 1-1398 (465 amino acids)
Biological process (GO): double-strand break repair via homologous recombination
Cellular component (GO): cytoplasm; RecQ family helicase-topoisomerase III complex; nucleus
Molecular function (GO): nucleic acid binding; four-way junction helicase activity; ATP binding
Source: RefSeq, a predicted model, not a curated record
AUGCUGGAUGUGUUCGCGCGUGAUCUUCCCAAAGAACGACUUCCUAUUGACUACAUCCAGACUCUCAAUAAUAACGACAGAGUGGAUGCAUUACAAGCUUGCUUAAUUGUGUAUGUGCUCACAGUGACGACCAUCGCUCCACGUCAGUUUCAGCUCGAAUCAGCUCUUGCAACUUUAAAUGGUCGAGAUAGCUUGAUAACUGCAGGCACAGGCAGUGGUAAGACUAUGUGCAUCAUCAUUCCUAUUCUACUCCAUCCUGGCACCAUGAGCAUGACUGUCUCACCUCUCAAAUGCCUCCAGACCACCCAGGUCCGUGAGUCUAUGAAGUAUGGCAUUGCUACACUAUCUAUCAAUGAGGAUACCCUGAAUGAUUCAUUUCUUUGGGAGCGCGUGCAUAUCGACGAAGCCCACAAUAUUCAUACUGCAGGGCUGCCACAUCAUGGUGAAGAAGCAUUUAGACCUGCAUACAGCAAGCUUGGAGAACUACAUGUGCUACUUUGCAAGGGAACAACAUUCCAAGCACUCUCAGCAACACUCCCCCCUCAUAUUCUCUCAACUGUAUGGCAUGAGCUGAUGAUAUCACCAGAUCAUGUAUCACUAGCACUGUCUACAAAUCGGCUGAACAUUACUUAUGCAACAACUCCUGUUGUUGGCAGCCUUCAUAACUUUCACAACUUCGAUUGCCUCAUUCCAGAAAACUAUGCCCCGCCCAUGAUGAUUCCGAAGACAUUGAUAUUCCACGACAACAAGCAAGAAGCUGCUGCAGCUGCAGCUUACAAUGACUUGCGCCUUCCAAAAGCAUUGCAAAAUCAAGGAAUCGUAAAACACUACCACAGUGACAUGUCUACAGAAUACCUCCAACAGAUGUACAAUGACUUUGCAUCAACCACAGGAACAUGCCGCAUCAUCCAUGCUACAGCUGGUGCAUCAACAGGUCUUGAUAUCCAAGGUGUAAUGAUUGUGAUACAGUACGGAAUCCCAAAGAGCAUGUCUGAAGCUGCACAGCGAGGUGGUUGUGCUGUGCGAGAUGGACACUUGUGUGGCCUUUAUCUCAUUAUGGUUGAGACAUGGGCUCUAGAGGUUGAAUUGACAGAUGAGCAUGAUGAUAACUGUGAUCCAGACAAGCCAUAUGCAGCAAUUCUCAAGAAGAACUCAUCAAAGAAGGACCGAACUGGUUGUGCUGCACUUUGUUAUGCACAGUCAACAAUCUGCCUUAGAGAGUUUUUGCAAAGUAUCUUGAUGAUCAAACACCUACAGCUUCUGGAGGAGACGGAGGAAUGGGGAAAAGAUUGUGGGCAGCAGAUACUCAAAGUGAUUGCGCAGUUUGAUGAGGAAAAUGUGGUGACAGGUUCACACUCCCACCUAGCCAAAAAAACUCACACCAGUGUAACUGCAUAA